CAUUUAUUUAUGAUAUGUAUGGCCGUUAUUAUUAUUGCCAUGUUAUUUUCAGCAGCCCUGCGGGAAAGCCGACUUCGCUCAGGUCGACACCACCGGGGUACUCGUGGAGGGCUCCGACAUCAUCGAAGCGGUGGAGGCUUUGAUGGUGCCGAAGCCGGACUCCGUUCAAGCCGACGAUGUGUCCACUCUCCUGUGGCUUCUGUUGUUAUUCUAUUGCUACUGUAGUUGACGUUUAUCAUGCUAAAUCUACCAACGCUUUUGUUGCUUUGGUGUCGGACUAGCAGCAGCGCUAUGGCGCUAGAAAUAGAGAGUUGACGAUCGGAGACCGAGCUUAUAAAAUUAGCGAUCUGGUGGCGGUUUUCACUGCCUUGUACUUCCCCCAAAACAGCGUCUUCGUCGUGUCUUGUGCACUUGCAGGCCCCCUCCGACAUUGAGGCUGCGCGGUAGCUUCUAGCAAGCGAGCGCCAUGUCGGGUCGACAGGGAGGCCAUGUGCUCGCGGGCGUGGCGGCGGCGGCCAUGGCAUCCUCCCGCAUGAGCUCGGGCAAUGGGUCCCCGUCGCCGUCACCAUCGCCAGCGCCCGGAGCUCGCCCUGCAGCUGUACCGAGACUUGCUGCAGUUGUACGGGGCGUGGCUCCUCGCAAGUCGGUGAUCUCCAGACUCACGCAGUUCUCCAAACCCGUUUCAGUCGUUCCUUACGCUCCCGAACGACUGAGUAUCACGCAGACAGCAAUGACACCCGAAAUGAUGAAGAGCAUUGCCGAUAAAGGGCAUCAACGUGAUCGUGCGUCAUCUAGAAAAGAAGAUUCGGUGACGACGCUGUUUGCAGCCCUACGAAUGCGACGAGUGCUGCAUCGAGUUCAAGCUGGCCAUGAAGAGAUCGGACCUCGCAUUCUAAUAGAUGAGACCAAAGCGAACCUGGAAAGACAUCUCAAGGUGCUUUCGCGAUAUAAAAUUCGACAGGUAGACACGGACGCAGACGAAAGACACCAACUGCGCAAUCUCCCGCCGCUGAUGGUGAAUCCUCACAGUUCCUUGUUCAAGGUAUGGCAGCUGGUUACGCUGGUUAUCAUCAUUUAUCAGAGUAUCAUGUUACCAUUCGCUCUGGCCUUUGGAUCCAACGACACUACCGUUGUCGAUAUCCUUAUGAGCGUUAUAUUUGCCAUGGAUAUCGCCGUGGCAUUCAACACACCCUUCGCAGAAGACGCUGACGAGAUGGUGUACAUUACAGAUCGAUGGCAUAUAGCAUCCAACUACUUACGCGGAUGGUUUUUCUUUGACUUGUUGGCAUGUAUGCCGUUCGAUUACGUGCUGUUACUGAUCAACAAUUCCAAGAGUAACCUGAGCGUAUUGGGGCUUCUAAAGGCACUACGCGUACCGAGGUUACUACGACUUGUGAGGUUAUUGCGGGUGGCCAAAUUGUUCAAAAUGCGACCAGAAUUGCGACGAUGGCUACAGUAUUCACGACACGCCAAUCUCCUACGACUGGUUCGUCUUGUGGUGUCCUUUUUAGUCAUUAAUCACUACGUCGCGUGCUUCUGGUACGGUCUGGUCAUGUCGGACCGAACUCGCGCCUUGGACUCGAGCACGGAUGCGCGGCACUUGUACGUUGUCGCGUUUUACCAGUCGUUACUCGUGGUUAUGGGCCAAAACAUCGCUGUGUACGAAGAUACCGAGUAUAUCUUCUGUGUACUCGUCAUGGUCGUCGGAGCCGUGCUGAUGGCUGUAGUUUUCGGAAAUGUAGCCAUCCUCAUUGCCAAUUACUACGAGUCCCAGAGCUCGCAUCAGAAGAAGAUGGAGUGGCUUUUUGCGAGUAUGAAUCGAAUGAAGCUGCCGUACGACCUACAGAACCGAAUCAACGCGUAUUACCAGGCCAUGUGGGAACGGCACGGCACUUUAGAUGGCGCGGUGACGGCGUUUAUCCCGGAAUUAUCUCGAAAUUUAGCCUGCGAAGUUGAAUUAUUUCUUCGUAUGGAUAUGAUCAACCGAGCGCCGAUUUUCCAGAAUUGCAGCGCUAAAGUCGUCCAGGAACUCGUCAUGGAGCUGGAACUGCAGGUUUUCAUGCCUGGGGACUACAUUGUCGUGCGAGGUGAGGUAGGGAACGACAUGUAUUUUGUUCAGAACGGGAUCUGUGAAGUCACGAAGGAGGUCGAAGUGCUAUCACCGGCGCCGCUGCAACGAAAUCCUUCUCGCCUAUCUCAAGCCUCGCAAGCUGCACAAGCAGUGCUUAAUCGUAAAGGAUCUCAAUUACCCCGAGAUAGCAACGCAUCUCAAGCAGCAUUACCUCCGGUUGCUACUAAAACCAAGGAAAUCAUACUGAAAGUGUUAGGUCAAGGUGACUACUUUGGAGAGAUCGCUCUGCUUAUGAACUGCAAGCGAACUGCAAACGUUCGAGCUCAUGUCUUUUCGGAGCUUUGUACGCUCACACGAGAAGUUUUCGAGAGUAUUUCGCAACGGUAUCUCGAGGAUAGAAGUAUUAUCGAGAAGUUUAUCAUGGACAAGUACGACCCGAGUAUGUUGCAAGCCGCUAUGAAGCAGUCUCAAGAAGUUAGUAUGCGUAGCUCUGGCCCAGCAGCAGCGGCUGCUACAAGAACAGCCAAUGCCUUCCCAAAGUCGAGUAAUCCAGGUCCUGUUGGUACCAGCCAUGCCAUGAGCUUUGGAGAAGCAACGUCGAGAGGAGAAAUGGCUACAACUAAAAUCACAGGCUUGCUCACUAAAGUACUUCAGCGGAUUGACCAUCUCGAAGAGCAGCUUGGAAAAGAGUCAGAAGCUCGACGAGAGAGCGAGACAAGACUGCGAAAUACUCUGAACGAAGCUGCACGACACCUCUCUUCAUCCACCUCGUCUCGUUCGCCUGAUUCGAGUUUAGUAGAUCAACUACCACCCAAGCACCCGGGAGCUCUCAAGCGCCGUUCAAUAAAAACAGUAGCGGAUGAACCAGAGCGCGUUUCACAGCGGGACUUGCGGAUUGCAGAGCAUCUAGCAGAACUGGAGGCCAAAGAAGCGGCCGAGAACUCAGCAGCAUCAGCCCAGACAGAGUCGAGUGAUGUUCCUGCUGCGAAGCUAAGCAAACGCCGCCCGUCGCUUAAAGCGCUAAGGAGUUGGCGAAAUAUGAAAAGCGAAGGCUUGGGGAUCGGAAUGCGACUGCGAAGAGGAUCUCGCUUAGGUCUGUCGGGUUAUACGCCUGGUGUUGGUGUUGGCGUUGGAGCGUUGGGGGCUGGAAGGAGUUUUAGAACUGGGUCGAGUUCAUCGUCAAGUUCUCGACACUCGAGCGCACGCAGCACGAACCUUGACCCGAAUCCUUUUACUCCGGAACCAGAGCCAAGAUCUCCUAGGGAAAGUGGACUGGACGAUGAGAAUGGCGACCAGUUCCCGUCCGAUAUUCUAGAUGAUCUAGCUAGAUCACUAGAUCCACAACAACGAAGUGAUAACACGUAAAAAAAAAUGAUUUCCAAGAUUCAGUUUCCUACUACGAGCCUCACACUCAAGCAGGAACCGCGCCGUUAUUGUGGCGUCAACAAGAGAGUUUUCUUCGGCAUGAUUGCUAACAAGGCAUUGCUAUUCCCAGAUUGAUGCACCGCCAUGUCGAUGACGUCUGUUGUACAAGUUGUACGUCGAUGCUUCCUUGAGGUUGGUUUCAAAGAACGCGUCAAUGAAAGGCACAUGGCCAAAAACACCAAAGUCGGUGUUUGUCAAGGCCUCGCGGGCCGCAUCCGUCAGUUGGUUCCACUGGAUGAGAUCCUGGUAUUCUCCUUCCUCGUGGAACUGAAAAACAGUGUGCCACGCUUCAUAGCCGUCCUCAUCGUACCGCAGCUUCGGCGUGGUGCCAUUGAUGACGUCUGAUGUCUUGGGUGGCUUACUGAUGACGUACAGAUUACCAUACGUAGACGCCGAAGUUGCUAACAUUGCCGGCUUAACUAGAGCUGGAUUGUCGAGCCACACAACCAAGUUCACCCAAUCGUGCCGAACACCCGUCUUGACGAGGCCUCUAUUCUGUAUGUCUUUAGGGAAAUACCACGCGUACAUGAUGGCCCACUUGUCCUCGCACCAUGUCGAUCGACUGUACACCUGCGACCCCAACUCUGGACCUUCACAUCCACCGUCAGGAGGUCCCGUUCCUUCCAAGCCGGUACUCGUAUCGCCGGCGGCGUUCACGAUAGGGUAUGGGUGGCAUCCAGACUUUACUGCAAGUGAAGGCUUGAACUUGACGGCAGCUUUUUCGGCGAUGGUGAUAGGUUCGGGCUGUGCGAAUGGCUUCACCAUGUCAUGAUUGAUCGACGCUGCUCUGAUGCUGGUGAGGGCAACUACGAUGAGUAUCACCAACUCCCGCAUCCUGCUACAGUUGAGAUGGUCACGGAAAAUUGGGUUUGGAGCACGGACGUCCCGAACCAGCGCUGCCAACGCCUCUAGGAUGACUCCGUCAAAAGCGACACUGCAUUAUCAAGCCGCGUCAACAUCGACAACUGCAUUAUCAAUCAGCUUCAACUGCGACACUGCAUAAGCGAGCGGGAGGGCACGCUUUCCAGUGGUGAAAGUCUGCAUGCAGAACAGUAUAUUCAAUCUAAUAGAAAUACUCACUUCCAAG
Molecule: messenger RNA, 4583 nt
Organism: Phytophthora nicotianae INRA-310
Lineage: Eukaryota; Oomycota; Peronosporomycetes; Peronosporales; Peronosporaceae
Exons: 3
Coding region: 467-3436 (989 amino acids)
Biological process (GO): potassium ion transport; transmembrane transport
Cellular component (GO): membrane
Molecular function (GO): voltage-gated potassium channel activity
Source: RefSeq, a predicted model, not a curated record